Molecule: messenger RNA, 1372 nt
Organism: Cotesia glomerata
Lineage: Eukaryota; Metazoa; Arthropoda; Insecta; Hymenoptera; Braconidae
Exons: 6
Coding region: 222-1280 (352 amino acids)
Source: RefSeq, a predicted model, not a curated record
CCGCGUUCAAGUUUACUAAGUUCUGAGCAGGGCUGACUUGAUCUACCAAAAAAUUAACUUUGGACACACUUACUGUUUCUAGAUAGAGCUUACAACUUUCUAUACAUAUUAGCAUUGCAGUAUAUGUCAAAUAUGUGAAUGUAUAUUAUUUACAAAAUAAACGCUAUUUUGUUUGGAAUCAAAUUAUUAAAAAUAAAAAUAAAAUUAAAUAAAUAUUAAAAAUGGACGGAACUAAUUUAAGUAUUACAUACAGUUGGAAUGAUGAAAAUUACACUGUGAUCGACAGUAAAGAUGUUCAUAAUAAGAUACAAAAUGAUCCGUCGUUUGCAUUAAAUUUUUUUAAAUCUAUUAUCCCUACUCAAAGUCCAACAGAUGACAGAAAUGUGGAUCAAACAGCUGAUCCUAAUGAGGGAACAGCUUUGACAUUUACAAACUUUGAACAGGUUACGCAAGAUUUUCUGGACAAAGAGGUACAAAAUAAUCAAUCAAAUACAGUAGGAAAAAGGAAAAAUCGCAAUGAUUCACUGGACCGAGCUCUGGAAAAAAGUCAAUCGGAUGCAGUAGGAGAAAAAAUUACUCGUAAUGCAGAACGCCCUUGGAAUGAUCACAAAUCAAUCAAAUUAUUGCUGACGGAAUACGAAAAACGCGUCCACCUAUUUAGAAAUCCGAAAAUAAGAAACAAAGACUUGUGGAUUCAAAUUUGUGGGGUAUUUAAGGAGCAUGGUCUCACUGAUUACACUACCGAUGAUUUGAGUAAAAAGUUAACAAACAUGAAAGCAACAUAUGUUGAAAAAAAAAGGAAUAAUAAUCCUCGGCUAACCACAGGACGAGGUCGAAAACCGUGGCCUUGGUUUGAUGAGAUGGAUGAAAUAUUUAAAAACGAUGAGUCUGUAAACUUCUCUACCAGUACAUUCUCCAGUAUCAGUAAAGAAAAUAUAGAACCUAUUAAUUUGACAGUUUCAGACACACAUGUUGCUAAAAACAUGGUGAAAAAUUCAUCAAACGAGCAGUCGUCUGCCUCGACCUCAAAGUCAGGAUCUGAUUUUUCGAAUACGCCAAAAACUGGACCUGGAAAAGUAAAAAGCUCUUAUUAUCAACAAAAAAAAGCUUUUAUUGAUAUUGGACAUCAGCGCAAUAAUAUUAUGAAAGAUCAUGUGGACUGUUUAACAACGUCGCAAGAAUUAUACCGUGAAGGGCUAUUAACCUUAAAAGGCCUGACAACGGUGAUAGCAGAGAAAAACCGCAUUCUAAAGUCUUUUUUGGAUAAUCGUGAUAAAUAGACUUAUUUUUGUCUUCUUUUUGAAAAAUGUUUUUUUUUACAAAUUAUUCGUUAAUUAAAUUUGAAGUCGUUUUUAUAAUAUAAAAUUUCAGU